GCGACUCUGUGCUGAGUUAGCAUCAUCAACAAACUCGGUGAAUCGACAAGACACCGAUAGCCCGGUUUCGUUAAUCUUUCUCUCGCUUGCAUCUACGCAGUGACAGGCCGAAGAUGACGGCCUGAGAUAGCAGAAGUUAUAUCAAGAGAUGCAACAGCAACGUAUUGCUCAACAACAACACCAGAAGCAGGCAGAAAGCACAAAAACCAAGAGCAUGUUUCUGUCUAGGGCGCUGGAAAAAAUCCUAUCGGAUAAGGAGGUGAAGCGGAGCCAGCACAGCCAGCUGCGUAAAGCUUGUCAAGUGGCACUUGAUGAAAUCAAAGUCGAGCUUGAGAAGCAAAAAGAUGGCUCAGUGGUCCCGCCCCGAGCAAACUACAUUGAAGCUGACAAAUAUGUACUGCCUUUUGAGCUCGCCUGUCAAUCAAAGUCCCCACGCGUUGUCAGCACCUCGUUGGACUGCCUACAGAAGCUCAUUGCGUAUGGCCACAUCACAGGCAAUGCCUCUGACAGUAGUGCUCCAGGGAAGAGGCUCAUCGACCGGUUACUGGAGACCAUUUGUAACUGCUUCCAGGGCCCACAGACAGACGAGGGGGUGCAACUGCAGAUAGUCAAGGCUCUGCUGACGGCAGUGACCUCCCCUCACAUUGAGAUCCACGAGGGAACGGUUCUGCUGACAGUGCGUACCUGUUACAACAUCUACCUGGCCAGCCGUAACCUCAUCAACCAGACCACCGCCAAGGCCACGCUCACACAGAUGGUCAAUGUCAUCUUCACCCACAUGGAGACGCAGGCGGCUAUAGAGGCUCAGGAGAAGGAUAGACUAUGUCUGCCCCAGCAGAACCCAUCCCCUUCCCCUGGGCAGAUGUCUGGUGGUUCCCCCCGGUCAGACUCCACCCCAGACCUCAAUGGGACCCCUUCUCCUGCAGCCAGCACACCGGACCUUAAUACCAUCAAUGGCCAACCGGAGGAGUGCAAGACUGAGGAGGAUGUGGCUGCUACAGAGGAGAACAGAGAGGAGACACCACCUCCAGCUUUUAAUGAUCCACUUCCAGAAACACAACCAGCAGUAACACAGUCAGUAGAGGAAGGGGAUGAAGUGGGAUCAGAAUUAGGGGAGAGGGGGACAUCGGGAGUCGGGCAGGUCGAUACAAAGCCAACAGAGCAACCAACGACUGAUGUGGUGGAGGAAGUGGCUGCAGAACCAGAACCACAGACCCAAACUGCACAAGCAGGGGACUAUCCCCCACACAUACCCCCAGAGCACCCUGAUCUGACUCCCCCUACACCCAGGACAGUUAGGAACCAGAUGAACGGCAUUAUGGGUGACCAUGGUUCUGUGUCCUCUACAGACAUCUUGGAUUUCGAGUCCAUGCAGGGUGGCCAGAACGCUGUUCGUUUCUCUCACAUCCUGCAGAAAGACGCCUUCCUGGUGUUCCGAUCCCUCUGUAAGCUCUCCAUGAAGCCGCUGGCGGACGGACCCCCUGACCCAAAGUCUCAUGAGCUGCGCUCCAAGGUGGUGUCCCUGCAGCUGCUGCUGUCUGUGCUCCAGGGGGCGGGGCCUGUCUUCCGCACCCACGAGAUGUUUGUCAACGCCAUCAAGCAGUACCUGUGUGUGGCCCUCUCGAAGAACGGUGUCUCCUCUGUGCCAGAGGUGUUCGAGCUCUCCCUCGCCAUCUUCCUCACCCUGCUCUCCCACUUCAAAGUCCACCUCAAGAUGCAGAUUGAGGUGUUCUUCAGGGAGAUUUUCCUGACCAUCCUGGAAACGUCAUCCAGCUCCUUUGAACACAAGUGGAUGGUCAUUCAAACCCUGACACGGAUAUGUGCAAAUGCUCAGUGUGUGGUGGAUAUCUAUGUGAACUACGACUGUGACCUGAACGCUGCCAACAUCUUUGAGCGUCUGGUGAAUGACCUGUCUAAGAUUGCCAUGGGAAGGAGUGGCCAGGAGCUGGGGAUGACCCCUCUACAGGAGUUGAGUCUGCGUAAGAAGGGCCUGGAGUGUCUGGUGUCCAUUCUGAAAUGCAUGGUGGAGUGGAGCAGAGACAUGUAUGUCAACCCCAACCUGCAGGCCAACCUCGGCCAGGAGCAGCCGUCGGAUGGUGAGGGUGCGGAGCUCAAGCUUCCCGACCAGCUGGCGUCUCGUAGAGACAGCGUCAGCUCUCUGGACUCCACCGUGUCAUCUAGUGUCCAGUCCUCCCAGCCGGACCACCCAGAACAGUAUGAGGUCAUCAAACAACAAAAGGACGUCAUUGAGCACGGCAUUGAGCUGUUCAACAAAAAGCCCAAGCGAGGUGUCCAGUACUUACAAGACCAAGGCAUGCUGGGAACCACAGCGGAAGAAAUCGCCCAGUUCCUGCAUCAAGAGGAGCGCUUGGAUACGACCCAGGUAGGGGAGUACUUGGGGGAGAACAUCCGUUUCAACAAGGAGGUGAUGUACAACUAUGUGGACCAGCUGGACUUUUGUGGCCGGGACUUUGUCUCUGCUCUGAGGGCUUUCCUGGAGGGCUUCCGGCUCCCAGGAGAGGCCCAGAAGAUUGACAGGCUCAUGGAGAAGUUUGCUGCCCGAUAUCUGGAGUGUAACCAGGGACAGGGGGAGUUUGCCAGUGCAGACACAGCCUACGUCUUGGCCUUCUCCAUCAUCAUGCUGACCACAGACCUGCACAGUCCACAGGUGAAGAACAAAAUGACCAAGGAACAGUACAUCAGAAUGAACCGUGGCAUCAACGACAGUAAGGACCUGCCUGAGGAGUACCUGUCCUCCAUAUACCAUGAGAUCGCUGGCAAGAAGAUCGCCAUGAAGGACAGCAAGGAGCACACUAUCACACCCAAGGCUAGCAAGCACAGCGUAGCCAAUGAGAAGCAGCGUCGUCUGCUGUAUGACGUUGAGAUGGAACAGAUGGCGAAGACAGCCAAGGCCCUGAUGGAGGCUGUAAGCCACGCCCAGGCCCCCUUCUUCAGCGCCACCCACCUGGAGCACGUCCGGCCCAUGUUCAAGCUGGCGUGGACCCCUCUCCUGGCAGCUUUCAGCGUGGGCCUACAGGACUGUGACGACCAGGAGGUGGCCUCUCUGUGUCUGGAGGGGAUCCGCUGUGCUGUCAGGAUUGCAUGCAUCUUCAGUAUGCAGUUGGAGAGGGAUGCGUAUGUCCAAGCCUUGGCUCGGUUCACCCUGCUCACAGCCAGCUCCAGCAUCACUGAGAUGAAGCAGAAGAACAUCGACACCAUCAAGACCCUUAUCACUGUGGCCCACACAGACGGAAACUACCUGGGCAACUCUUGGCACGAGAUCCUGCGGUGUAUCAGCCAGCUGGAGUUGGCCCAGCUGAUUGGCACGGGGGUGAAGACACGCUACAUCUCUGGAGUGGUUCGGGAUAGCCAGGCCGGCAUCAAGGGCUUCCCCACCGGGGGAGAGGAGUUCAUGACCCUGGGACUGGGGACCCUGGUUGGAGGUCCAGACCGGAGGCAGAUGGCUCAUAUCCAGGAGUCAGUGGGAGAAACCAGUUCUCAGAGUGUAGUGGUGGCUGUGGACAGGAUCUUCACUGGUUCCACAAAGCUAGAUGGAAAUGCAGUCGUGGACUUUGUGCGGUGGUUGUGUGCGGUCUCCAUGGAUGAGCUGGCCUCUGCUCACCAGCCGAGGAUGUUCAGUCUGCAGAAGAUAGUAGAGAUAUCUUACUACAACAUGAACCGCAUCCGUCUGCAGUGGUCACGCAUCUGGCAGGUCAUUGGAGACCACUUCAACAAGGUGGGCUGCAACCCCAACGAGGAUGUGGCCAUCUUUGCGGUGGACUCUCUGAGGCAGCUGUCAAUGAAGUUCCUGGAGAAAGGAGAGCUGGCUAACUUCCGCUUCCAGAAGGACUUCCUCCGGCCAUUUGAACACAUCGUGAAGAAGAACAGGUCUCCCACUAUCAGGGACAUGGUGAUCCGCUGUGUGGCCCAGAUGGUAAACUCCCAGGCAGCCAAUAUCCGCUCCGGCUGGAAGAACAUCUUCUCUGUGUUCCACCAGGCCGCCUCGGAUCACGACGAGACCAUUGUGGAGCUGGCCUUCCAGACUACUGGCCACAUAGUCAUGAUCACGUUUCAGCAGCACUUUGCAGCAGCCAUAGACUCCUUCCAGGAUGCGGUCAAGUGUCUGUCUGAGUUUGUGUGCAACGCUGCCUUUCCUGACACCAGUAUGGAGGCCAUCCGGCUCAUCCGCCACUGCGCUAAAUAUGUCGCAGACCGGCCGCAGGCUCUGCGGGAGUACACCAGUGACGACAUGAACGUGGCCCCAGGGGACCGGGUGUGGGUGAGAGGCUGGUUCCCUAUCCUCUUUGAGCUGUCCUGCAUCAUCAACCGCUGCAAGCUGGACAUAAGGACCAGGGGUCUGACUGUGAUGUUUGAGAUUAUGAAGAGCUACGGACACACCUUUGAAAAGCACUGGUGGCACGACCUUUUCCGCAUCGUCUUCCGUAUCUUCCACAAUAUGAAGCUCCCUGAGCAGCAGACCGAGAAGCAUGAGUGGAUGACCACGACCUGUAACCACGCUCUGUACGCCAUCUGUGACGUCUUCACCCAGUUCUAUGAACCUCUUUGUGAGGUCCUGUUGGCUGACAUCUUCACUCAGCUGCAGUGGUGCGUCAGACAAGAUAAUGAGCAGUUGGCCCGGUCAGGGAUUAAUUGCCUGGAAAACCUGGUCAUCCUGAAUGGGGAGAAGUUUAGCCCAGAGGUAUGGAACGUCACCUGCUCCUGUAUGCUGGACAUCUUCCAGACCACCAGCCCACACGUCCUAUUGACAUGGCGACCGGCUGGUCAGGAAGAGGAGGCUGGUGAUGGGAAACACAUGGAUGUAGAUUUUGACACCCAGUCUCAGAACAGCUAUGACAGGGCCCUGUCAGAGAAAGGAGGGCAGAGCCAGAUAUCCACCGCCAGCGAUGACACCUGGAAAGGGAAACCCCACGCCAGGAUGUCAGACCAGAAGCUGUUUGCAGGGCUGCUCAUCAAGUGUGUUGUGCAGUUGGAGCUGAUCCAGACCAUUGACAACAUCGUCUUCUACCCGGCAACCAGCAAGAAGGAGGAUGUAGACAAUAUGGCUGCGGCACAGGUUUAUCACAACCAUAGGGAUGCCCUGGAGGAGGCUGUAGAGGGGGACCCUGGACAGGGGGAGCAGGGCAUGUACAGACACCUCUCCUCCCAGCACCUCUUCAAGCUGCUGGACUGCCUGCUGGAGUCGCACACCUUCGCCAGAGAUUUCAACUCCAACAACGAGCAGAGGACUGCACUCUGGAGAGCAGGAUUUAAGGGGAAGUCGAAGCCCAAUCUGCUGAAGCAGGAGACUAGUAGUCUAGCCUGUAGCCUGCGUAUUCUGUUCCGCAUGUACUGUGACCGGCAGCUCCAGGACUCCUGGCCUGACAUCCAGACAAGGCUGCUGCUGGUGUGCAGCGAGGCUCUGUCCUACUUCAUCAGCUUGACCUCAGAGAGUCACAGGGAGGCCUGGACCAGCCUGCUCCUAGUGCUGCUCAGCAGGACGCUGCGACUAACCGACAAUAAGUUCAAGCUUCAUGCCUCCUGUUACUACCAUCACCUGUGUGAGAUGAUGCAGUUUGACCUCAUACCAGAGCUCCGUGCCGUUCUGCGCCGGUUCUUCCUCCGCAUCGGCUCAGUCUUCCACAUCGCUGCUCCUGAGAUGGGCUAGGCCAACCCGCCCUAGGAGGGUCUGGAGAUGGAAUGGUCUGUGUGGGGGGGGGGGGGGGGCACUGGUGGGUGGUGGAACGCUGAGAUGUAUGAAGACUGAGGCGAGAGCUCCCCUAUCGGGAGUAAGGCAGUGCGAAGGGAUGGAGGAUGUAGAUUGACGCAAAAAUUAUGUUACCAUGAGGGAAAGAUGCUUUGAAAGUCCUCAGUUCCUGUUUAUCUUCUGCAAAGGAAAGGCUUCAAGAGUUGGUAAUAAGGUCUGGUGCCCCUUAAGACUGACUCCCCUUAGAACCUCUGCUGGGUAAAAAGCUCUGUGAAAGAACAGAGCUCUCUGACUGUUUCUCAACACUGACGUUAAUGUCAAAUGUAUGGAAAAUUAACCACAACAAUUAAUUGAUGUGGUUUUAUAUAUAUCCUCUACCUGAUCUUGUUUCUCCUAUUUGUUGAUUUUUAAGACUGAACAAACACGCAUAUCCAAAUGCUAACGCAAAUGAAGAAUACCAUUACUGAAUAUUCUGAAAAGUACCACUGGCAGAAAAGCACAUUGGAAACAUGACAGUGACGUGACACUAAAGUAUCCUCAUGUGUUUCUCUAGUUGUGAUGUACUUGAUGAUCUGAUCAAAAGAUAUUGUAACAACUGAUAGGCCUGAUAACAAGACCUAUCCUUAUUACUGUCCCAUUUUUGUUAUGUUCAAUCCACUCUUAAUUUGAUGUUAUUGGUGGUUGGCCUCCAGUGUUUUCGUAGCACAACCUGUAUUCAGCAUCCUACCCUAGGAUUACCAUUAGUGGGAAUGGCUUGCUCCCUAAUGGAUGAGCAAGUAUGGCCGGUUGUUCCCCUGCCACCAUUCCCCAUUGAUCAUAUCAUGUGAAUCACUAUAGCCUGUUAUGAGUCCUAAUUUGACUUGUAUUUAUUUAUUUUUAUACUUAUUUUAAAGCAACAUUUACAUGCCAGUUUACUUGUUGAAAGGCUACUGCACAUUCCCUAUGUUCUGAGAGCAAAAUGGAAUGACUAGCUAUUUUCUAGAAUGAAUCUGGUGUCACGUAAAAAGGAAGUCUACAAUGCAACGCCCAUGGUAUUAUAUAGCAAGGACGAAAUGAUCUUCUCCCGUCAGACAGUUCUAUGUUACACCUAAUGGAGCCUGCAACAGAUCCCUCAUGUAUUAACUGUCCAGUACUUUCUCAGUGGAAUGCCUGUCACUAUUGUCAGUGAAAUACCAGACAGGAGUAAGAAUGAAGAGAAAUCAAACGUUAUUCCUAAAUAUGUCAGGGUAUCGCUACCAUCUUCACCAUUUGCAGUUUAAUCCUGUCUGCAUAUUAUUAUUUUUUUUAAACAAGGAUGUAUAUAAUUAUUUGAAGUGCAUUUAAAUAUUUUUGAUUAGCAUUCCUCUACCUUAACACUAUGGAUGUCUACUUUUCCCUUAAGGGGAACUAUACAGUAAUAUGGAGAAAUACAUUGUGUAAAGUUUUCAUGUAAAAUAGAAAAUGAAGUGCUAUACAUAUUGUGACGUAAUCUCCCAAGCAUUUGGUGAAGUAAUCAAUAAACCUUGAAUUCAGAUCUAUAGCAGCACUGCUUUUGUUGGUUCACUGGAAAGUUAAAUACUGUCAUGCUGUAAUGUAGCAGCUACUGGUGUGGCCUUUUGACAAUGCGUUUCUAAAGUUGACCACAAUGUGGCGCUGUAAACCUCAAACGUUAGAAUGUAUCAAAGGGAAUUUUGGGGGUAACAAAGGUUACCAUGGAGAUGUGAAACAUCCUUUGUUUUGUUUUGGGCUGUAAAGACUGAUAUAAAAAAUAUUUUACGUUCUCGUAAAGCUG
Molecule: messenger RNA, 7475 nt
Organism: Salvelinus namaycush (lake trout)
Lineage: Eukaryota; Metazoa; Chordata; Actinopteri; Salmoniformes; Salmonidae
Product: brefeldin A-inhibited guanine nucleotide-exchange protein 2-like
Exons: 39
Coding region: 149-5665 (1838 amino acids)
Biological process (GO): regulation of ARF protein signal transduction
Molecular function (GO): guanyl-nucleotide exchange factor activity
Source: RefSeq, a predicted model, not a curated record